This is a messenger RNA of Marchantia polymorpha subsp. ruderalis, 1883 nucleotides long. NCBI's taxonomy places the organism in Eukaryota, Viridiplantae, Streptophyta, Marchantiopsida, Marchantiales, Marchantiaceae. The record is from the annotation of a GenBank genome assembly.
UGUGCAUUGAGUACUAACCACUAGCCCGAGCUGAAUUCUGCCGUUUCGUCAAGUCAGUCGAGUCACUGCAGGAGCCUUCAUAAGAAGCUUGCUACGGGUGCAGUUCGUGCAUUUGACGUGAUGGGAGGAAUGUCGAUCCCAACAGAACCCGUUGGAUCGCUGCCCCGGCCUGCGAAGCUCCAGGCCGCAAUCAGCAGUUUCGAUUGUGGCAAGAUUACUCUGGAUGAACUCAGAAGUGUUCAGGACGAGGCGUGUUUGGACUCGAUCACCCGCUUUGAGGCGACAGGAUCACCAAUAAUUUCAGAUGGAGAGCAGCGCAUUUCGAGCUUUGCAACUUACCCACUGACGGAUACCCUUGCUGGAACUGGGCUCGCCGAGGGACUUGCACCACAUGGUCAAUACUUUGCUAUCUUCGACGAUGGCCACCAUCGCCAGCUUCCGGCUUUAGUGAAAGGGCCCUUUAGAUACAAGUACUUCGCUGUGGACUUUUUCGAGAAAGCAAAAGCAAUGGCCGCCCUCCCUCUCAAGCAAGCCGUAAUUGCUCCUUCCAUGCUCGCCCUUCUCUACCCGCUCGACAAGGAAAUCGAAGGGUACACUCGUGAAGAGUUUUACAGCGAUCUGUUAGAUGAAGCCGAGAAGGACAUACGCAAGCUUUUCGAUGCAGGAUGCGGCAGAGUGUCGAUAGAUUUUACCGAAGGCCGACUGGCGUUGAAGAAAGAUCCGCGAAACCCAUGGACGGGCAAGAAUAUGCUACAAACUUUCGUGGAACUGAAUAACCGACUGCUGGAUCGAUUCUCGGCAGUCGAGCGAAAGAACAUAGGAAUUCAUACUUGCCCUGGGGGCGACUGCGACUCCACGCACAGUGCAGAAGUGGAUUAUGCGGAACUGCUACCGAGCAUGUUCCAAAUGAAUGCCGGUUACUUCUUGAUCCAGCUCGCGAGUGAGCCGGACAAGGAAAGGAUUUACAAGCUCAUCGGAGACAACAUGCGGCCGGAUGCAAAUGGCGUGCCUCAAGUAGCGUUCAUUGGUGUAAUCAAUCCUCUGAAUCCUCGCGUCGAAACUGCGCAAGAAGUGUGCGAUGAUCUGGUUCUAGCCGCCAAGUAUAUCCCAAAGGACCGUUUAGGCUCCACUGACGACUGUGGGUUCUCGCCUUUCAGCAUUGACGUAAAGCCCAAGCACGGAUCUCCGGACUUUGCUCGUGAUAUUGCAUUCCAGAAAAUCAAGGCGCGCGUUGACGGCACCCGUCUCGCUUCGGCUGCUCUUGGUGUCUGAGACAGUGAAGCACUGACUGCAUUGCAUAAGGAGAAUCUGAUUUGGAGUCUAUACAGUAAAAAAUGCGCUGUAACAUCUAAUGACUUCAGUUGCAGCCAACACAGGGUGCUCUGAGAUCGAUCCAGUAUUUGCUCUACAAGCGAAACUUGUCCUCAUCGUCGCUACGUUGAAGUGCCAAUAUCAAGCUCUACUCUAGGAGACCACAAUUCUGAGUGCUAACUACAGGCUUUUGCAUCAGCUCACCCCGUGAAGCAAGACUUUCCCUCUGGAAGAAACAUAGAACGGGCAAACAAUUGGAGAAGUGUAACAGAUCCAUGCAGGCCAAAAACGAGUACAAGUAGACUUGUGAAUAGAAAACUAUCCGAUAUACACUUCAUUUGACAACCAAGUACUGUAUUUAUGAUCCAUCUGAUUUGGCAAAAUAACAAUGUUAAAUAUUAAUCAUAUCUGGUUUAUUGUCACAAUAAUUCUUUACAUACAGUAUAAUGUUUAGGUUUUGCGAUUAACACCACGAUGAGUAGGAGUUACCUCAGCUGAGGUAACUCCUACUAUCUACUACUACACACGAUAUUCCUAGCGAUGUUAUUCUCAUGUCAUGAUUUUUUGUAACA